AUGGCCUCACUCUUCAGAUCUGCAGCACGACUGCAGCCCGCCGCGCGAGCAUCGCUCCGCCAGCCCGCCCUUCGUCGUACCAUGGCAUCCCAAACCACGACACGCAACGCCAGCGCAGCCGCUGCUUUCAAGUCGAAUGUCGCCGACUCAGUCGAGCAAUCUUACUUCCCAGACGAGCCAAUUGCUCCCACUAUUCGGACUGAGAUCCCCGGGCCAAAGUCGAAAGAGGCGAUCAUUGCAUUGGACAAGGUGUUUGACACACGCUCGCUGAACAUGAUGGCAAACUACCAGAACAGCUUCGGAAACUACAUUGCGGAUCUUGACGGAAACGUUCUGCUUGAUGUCUACGCUCAGAUUGCUUCCAUCCCUAUCGGAUAUAGCAACCCAGCCCUUCUCGCGGCGGCUACCACACCAGAGAUGGCCUCUGCCAUUAUCAACAGACCUGCUCUGGGAAACUUCCCACAGCACGACUGGGCGGAGAUCUUGGAGUCCGGUAUCUUGAAGGUCGCCCCCAAGGGCCUCAAUCAGGUAUUCACCGCUCAAGCUGGAUCAGAUGCCAACGAGCUUGCGUACAAGGCCGCUUUCAUGUGGAAGCGUCGCCAGCAGCGUGGUGGCCCAGACGUUGAGUUCACUAACGAGGAAAUCACCUCAUCGAUGAACAACCAAGGCCCUGGUGCCCCCAACAUGUCCAUCUUGUCCUUCAAGACUGGGUUCCACGGUCGUCUCUUUGGUUCUCUCUCCACCACCCGCUCCAAGCCAAUUCACAAGCUCGACAUUCCCGCAUUCGACUGGCCUCAGGCAUCAUUCCCAGCGCUCAAGUACCCUCUUGAGGACCACGUUGAGGAGAACGCUCGUGAGGAGGCUCGCUGCUUGGCCGAGGUUGAGGAGAUUAUCACUACCUUCCACUCUCCUCCAGCUGCUGUCGUUGUGGAGCCAAUUCAGUCCGAGGGUGGCGACAACCACGCCAGUCCAUCUUUCUUCAGGGGACUUCGUGAGAUCACAAGAAAGCACGACGUUCUCUUCAUCGUCRAUGAGGUGCAGACUGGUGUCGGUGCCACUGGCAAAUUCUGGGCUCACGACCACUGGAACCUCCAGGACCCACCUGACAUGGUCACCUUCUCCAAGAAGGCUCAGACCGCUGGCUACUACUUCGGCAACAACGAGUUGAGGCCCAACAAGCCUUACCGCCAGUUCAACACAUGGAUGGGCGACCCAGCCCGUGCCAUACUCUUCCGCGCCAUCAUUGACGAGAUCGCCCGCCUUAACCUUGUCGAGAACACCGCUGAGACUGGUGCAUACCUCUACGGAGGCCUUGAGAACCUCGCCAAGAAGUACCCCGGUGAGAUCAACAACCUCCGUGGAAAGGGCCAGGGCACCUUCAUUGCGUGGGACUCCCCUCGCCGUGACGAGGUGCUGAAGAAGGCGAAGAAUGUUGGUAUCAACGUCGGCGGCUCUGGCGAGCGUGCUGUACGUCUCCGACCCAUGCUCAUCUUCCAGAAGAAGCAUGCAGACAUCUUCCUCGAGGCGAUGGAGAAGAUUCUAAAGUCAUGA
Ramularia collo-cygni is the source of this 1551-nucleotide messenger RNA. Its product is annotated as probable 4-aminobutyrate aminotransferase. The record is from RefSeq and is a predicted model, not a curated record. The transcript is spliced from 2 exons. Lineage: Eukaryota; Fungi; Ascomycota; Dothideomycetes; Mycosphaerellales; Mycosphaerellaceae. Gene Ontology annotation, molecular function: pyridoxal phosphate binding. Gene Ontology annotation, cellular component: mitochondrion. Gene Ontology annotation, biological process: GABA catabolic process. Bases 1 to 1551 code for a protein of 516 amino acids.